AUGGGUCUUGAGAUAGAACAAACUUAUGUUCAGCUUUCAAAUAUUGCACUUUCUGAUACUCAUGGAGAAAACUCCCCUUAUUUUGCUGGAUGGAAAGCCUAUGAUGAAAACCCUUAUCAUGAGUUUACCAACUCUUCUGGUGUUAUACAAAUGGGAUUGGCUGAGAAUCAAGUUUCGUUCGAUUUGGUAGAAAAAUACUUGAAAGAUCACCCUGAGGAUUAUAAAGGUUUUAGAGAGAAUGCAUUAUUUCAAGACUAUCAUGGUCUUAUAUCCUUCAGAACUGCAAUGGCAACCUUCAUGGAACAAAUAAGAGGCGGUAGAGCCAUAUUUGAUCCACAAAGAAUUGUCAUUACUGCUGGUGCAACUGCUGCCAAUGAGCUCUUAACCUUCAUUCUUGCUAACCCCGGCGAUGCUUUGCUUGUUCCAACACCUUACUAUCCAGGGUUUGAUAGAGAUUUAAGGUGGAGAACUGGUGUAAACAUAGUGCCAAUUCACUGCAACAGGUCUAACAAUUUCCAAAUUACACCACAUGCUUUAGAAGCUGCUUACGAAGAAGCUGAAUCAAUGAACAUGAAAGUGAGUGGAGUGUUAAUCACAAACCCUUCAAACCCAUUAGGUGUAACCAUUCAACGUUCAGUUCUAGAAGAGAUUCUUGACUUUGUGACAAAAAAGAAUAUCCAUCUCAUCUCCGACGAAAUCUACUCAGGCUCAGUCUUCUCUUCCACCGAGUUCGUAAGCGUAGCAGAAAUUCUCGAAGCUCGUAGCUACAAAGGUGCCGAAAGAGUUCAUAUUGUUUAUAGUCUUUCAAAAGAUCUUGGUCUACCCGGUUUCAGAGUUGGAACAGUUUAUUCAUACAAUGAUAAGGUUGUAACAACAGCUAGAAGAAUGUCGAGUUUUACCUUAAUAUCCUCACAAACACAACAGUUUUUGGCUAAUAUGUUAUCAGACAAGGAGUUUACAGAAAAGUACAUUAAUAUUAAUAGAGAGAGAUUGAAGAAGAGAUAUGAAAUGAUAGUAGAAGGUUUGAAAAGUGUUGGAAUAGAGUGUUUGAAAGGGAAUGCAGGGUUGUUUUGUUGGAUGAAUAUGAGUGGACUGUUGAAGGAGACAAGUAAGGAAGGUGAAUUAGAACUUUGGAAUGAGAUAUUGAAAGAAGUGAGAUUGAAUAUAUCACCAGGGUGUUCUUGUCAUUGUUCAGAAGCAGGUUGGUUCAGAGUGUGUUUUGCAAAUAUGAGUGAACAAACUCUGGAAAUUGCAUUGGACAGAAUACGUAAAUUCAUGCUAAAGCAAGCUACUAUGAACUUGAAUGGUGUUUUUGCAAGUGUGGGUGGGGACAUGAUGGAAAAGUAUAAUAGAUAUUGGGGGUGUGCUAGUAAGAUGAACAAGUUGAUUUAUUUUGGAAUUAUUUUGGAUCCAAGAUACAAGUUGAGUUAUAUUGAGUGGACUUUUAAGGAUAUGUAUGGAGUUGGAUCUGUGUUUGCUACCGGGUUGAUCAAAUCUAUAAAAGAGAGCUUACAAAAAUUGUAUGAUUGGUAUAAGCAAGCUUAUGACCAAAAUCAUAAUAGACAACCUCUUGGUAGUGGUGAAAACAAUGUUUCUAAUGAUGAAACAGUAGUUGGUCAUCCUUCAAUGAUGGCUAGAGCCGAUGCUUUUGAGCAAUAUUUAGAGGAACAAGACUCGAUUGAUCAACAAAAUGAGCUUGAGGGUUUUUACUCUAGUAAGUGUGUCAAAAGGGAUCCUAAAUUUGACCUUCUCGUGUGGUGGAAACAUAAUUCAACACAAUAUCCUAUUUUAUCUACAAUAGCUAAAGAUAUUUUUGCCACACCAGUGCCUACGGUUGCAUCAGAAAGUGCCUUCAGUACAGAAGGGGGAGUCUUAGAAACUUAUAGGAGCUCCCUAAAACCUGAAAUGGCAGAGGCAUUAAUUUGCACCCAGAAUUGGUUAAAUUCGUCUUUUACCUAUUUCAAAGACUUGAACCUCAUGGAAGAUUUUGAGUUUUCUGAAGAUAUUAUAGCAGAAUUUGAAGAAAUUUCUUCAGCAGCAAGAAGAGGAUCUUUACCGUCUCAGCCACAACCUUCUGGUUGUGCUUGA
Messenger RNA from Lathyrus oleraceus (garden pea), 2088 nucleotides. Its product is annotated as 1-aminocyclopropane-1-carboxylate synthase 7. Lineage: Eukaryota; Viridiplantae; Streptophyta; Magnoliopsida; Fabales; Fabaceae. The transcript is spliced from 5 exons. Gene Ontology annotation, molecular function: protein dimerization activity; transaminase activity; DNA binding. The record is from RefSeq and is a predicted model, not a curated record. Gene Ontology annotation, biological process: amino acid metabolic process; biosynthetic process. The coding region runs from base 1 to 2088 and encodes 695 amino acids.